AAUCACAUAAGACCUUCAAAAUACAAUUUUCAUUUGAUAUAAAGCUUUUGAGAAGAGGAUAUACAAUGAACGGAACAUCGUGGGCUGACCAGUGGGACAAUAGCGGCGGCUCUGCCAGAGGAGGCCAAGUCGGCGGCGGCGCCGUCGUCAGAAGCAGCGGAAGUGGAACGACUUCAAACACGGCUAAGUACAAGGAGAAAAUGGGACAAGGAUUAGACAAGACCAAAGCUGUAGCUUCUUCUGGUUUCAAGAAGCUCAAGACUGGUUCUGCUAUUGGUUUUCGUUGGGUCAAGGACAAGUAUCACAAAACCACACACAAAUAAUAAAGACUCCUUGUAUAUGAUUACAGUUUGAAUUAUCCACUUGGCAAAUAUUAUGUCUGAUCUAUAUAUUUAUAGCUUGUUUGAUUUGAUGAAUGUUUUGUUUACUGUAGUAAAUUGUUCGACUUUGU
Messenger RNA from Arabidopsis arenosa, 451 nucleotides. Lineage: Eukaryota; Viridiplantae; Streptophyta; Magnoliopsida; Brassicales; Brassicaceae. The record is from the annotation of a GenBank genome assembly.